GAUAUUUAUUUUUUUGUGUUUAGGUUACCUCCAUGGCCGAAGAAAAACUCGCUAGCGGAUUAACUAUGUUAUCUGACCUAUAGCAUUCCGUUUUGAGCUCUUGAUGCUGUAAUUGCUAUAGAUAAUGCGAAUAUUGAUGUUUUGUUCUCUUAUCUCAAUGAAGUUAUGUUGCUUGUAAAACUGAUUUACGCGCGUACUCAAUUUCAUUUGUCAAGACAUUUAGCAGCUAGCUUGGGCUAGCUGCCCAUACUUCGUGUUAGCGUUAGUUACGCCAACUUUAUUUCAUUGCAUCCGCUUCAUUUUGACAUUACACCACUCUUCAGCUGACAUAAUAGUUCUAAACAACACAGUGGGACCACAAAGAGCCUCAGAGAAUGCUUGCGACGGGAGCAGCUGUUACUAACGUCACAGCCCUGGCCCAGGUAGACCGGGAAAAGAUCUACCAAUGGAUCAAUGAGUUGUCCAGUCCAGAGACCAGAGAAAACGCCUUGCUGGAGUUGAGCAAGAAACGCGAGUCUGUGCCGGACCUGGCCCCAAUGCUCUGGCACUCCUGUGGCACCAUUGCUGCCCUGUUGCAGGAAAUAGUGAACAUCUAUCCAUCUAUAAACCCACCUACACUUACAGCUCACCAGUCUAACAGAGUGUGCAACGCCCUGGCACUUCUGCAAUGUGUCGCCUCACACCCAGAGACACGGUCAGCUUUUCUUGCUGCGCACAUUCCUCUUUUCCUUUACCCUUUUCUGCACACUGUGAGCAAAACAAGGCCAUUUGAGUACCUGCGACUUACCAGCCUCGGGGUCAUAGGUGCCUUGGUGAAAACAGAUGAACAAGAAGUGAUUAACUUCCUCCUCACUACUGAAAUCAUCCCACUGUGUCUGCGCAUCAUGGAAUCGGGGAGUGAACUCUCCAAGACGGUUGCCACAUUCAUCCUGCAGAAGAUCCUGUUGGAUGACACAGGCCUGGCUUACAUAUGUCAGACGUAUGAACGCUUCUCCCACGUGGCCAUGAUUCUUGGUAAAAUGGUGCUCCAGCUCUCUAAAGAACCAUCAGCUCGACUGUUGAAGCAUGUUGUUCGCUGCUACCUUCGCCUCUCAGAUAAUCUCAGAGCCAGAGAAGCCCUGCGUCAGUGUCUGCCCGACCAGCUGAAAGACAGCACCUUCGCCCAGGUGCUGAAAGACGACACCACCACCAAACGCUGGCUGGCACAGCUGGUCAAGAACCUGCAGGAGGGCCAAGUCACCGAUGCCAGAGGGAUCCCACUGGCUCCGCAGUGACGGGGACAAAGACACAGAGGGACUCUCUCGUCACUGUCUAGAUUUUGUAUUUUGCCUAAAGUGGUGCUAAGACUGACUGCAACACGAAGGACAUAAUAAAGGAAGAUUUGUUUUUGUUUCUGGGUA
This is a messenger RNA of Scatophagus argus, 1400 nucleotides long. Its product is annotated as CCR4-NOT transcription complex subunit 9-like. Bases 375 to 1274 code for a protein of 299 amino acids. The record is from RefSeq and is a predicted model, not a curated record. The transcript is spliced from 8 exons. Lineage: Eukaryota; Metazoa; Chordata; Actinopteri; Scatophagidae. Gene Ontology annotation, biological process: negative regulation of translation; mRNA catabolic process. Gene Ontology annotation, cellular component: CCR4-NOT core complex; P-body; CCR4-NOT complex.